AUGACGAACACAAGUAAGAUUCAAAGUUACUGUAGUAAUGAUGGUGCUAUUCUUGGAUGUUCUUAUUGGAAUCCAUCUAUAUUUCCUUUAAAUUCACAUCGAUAUUUAAUUGCUGUACGUGAAUCUACUCGACAAAACUGUGGCGAUAUGAUUGGCACAUUAAUUACUUUAGCUCGAUUGUUCUUUAAACCAGCUAUUAGUAAUGUCGUCAUUGGUUCAUUUAAUCCUAGUGAAUUGAUAAUAAAAUCGAAGAAACAAGUUAUAGUUCUCGUACAUCAGCAACUUCCAGAUUCGUUUGAUUACAAUCCUAAUGCAUAUCAUCGUGGUCACGAAGAUCCUAGAUGGAUUACUGAUGGAAAUAGACUCUAUUUACUUACAUCAUCUGAAAGACAUUCGAGACCACGGUUGUUUUUGACUAGAGUGAUUUUACUUCAACAUCAGAUUGAUAAUAAUAUGGAUGGUGAUUUGAUUAAAUUUGAUGAGACAAUCGAAUUGUGGACACUUUUUGACGCACCAUAUGCCCAAAAGAAUUGGAUGCAUAUACCUGUAUCUGUGAAUGAUAAACCAAAAAAGCAUCCUCAUUGGUUAUUAUUUGUCUAUCAAAUAUCUCCUGCAUUACAACUUGUAUGGGUGGAUCCAGAAACAGGUAGUACCGUAUUAUACGACAGUUCGCUGCACACAAUACCAUCAAUGGACAACAUGCGUGGAUCAUCUAUGUUCAUUUCCGAGACCAACAACACCUAUCUCGGACUUGUUCACACAUCACAACCGCAUCCAGCAUCUCGUGGCGGUCUUGUAUUGAAUAUCUAUCAUUCCUAUUUAAUCAGAUUAACCAGAGAACCAAUAUCAAACACAACAUCAUGGAAAUGGACUAUCACUCAUAAAACACCGCCCUUAGCGAUGCCGAUAGCAAGAAAUGAACGUGCUCAUCGAAUUCAAUUUGUAACGACAAUAACUCCACACGAUUCAGAAUUUUGGAUAUCGAUGGGUGAUAUGGAUUGUGAUUCUCAUAUUCUUCGAAUACCAAAACAAUCUCUCCUGAAUUUAUUACAUUGA
Molecule: messenger RNA, 1056 nt
Organism: Rotaria sordida
Lineage: Eukaryota; Metazoa; Rotifera; Eurotatoria; Philodinida; Philodinidae
Source: the annotation of a GenBank genome assembly